AUGAAGUUGUCAAUUCUUGCUCUUGCGACUGCCUAUACCGCCAAUGCUGCAGUCGUUGGCGAAAGACAGGCAUACGGCGUGAAGGGCUCUCCUGAAGGUUUUGGCAAAGGCACUACAGGAGGUGGCAACGCAGCAUGCCAGAUCCCUUCUUCCGUCGCCCAGUUGAAGACGUGGCUCACCGAUAGCACUGCCCGUUGCAUUGUGCUGGACCGCGAGUUCAACUUCAAGGGCACCGAGGGCACUACUACUGCCACUGGUUGCCGUCCCGCAUCCAACAAAUGUCCAGGCAAUGGAGGCCAGGAUGCCAUCAACCAAGCUAACUGGUGUACUAAUGGUAAUGCUGGUGCUGGAGCAACGAGUAUUCAAGUCAAAUACGACAAUGCUGGAAUCAAUGCUAUCAAUCUAGGCUCCAACAAGUCCAUCAUCGGUGUCGGCAACAAAGGUGUGAUUCGUGGCAAGGGUCUCCGCAUUGCAAACGGAGCAAAGAACAUCAUCAUCCAAAACAUUCACAUUACUGAGCUCAACCCCCAAUACAUCUGGGGUGGCGAUGCCAUCACCCUCGAUGGCGCUGACCUAGUAUGGGUCGACCACUGCAAAGUUUCCCUCAUCGGCCGUCAAAUGUUCGUAGCCGGCUACGGCGCCUCCAACCGCGUCACAGUCUCCAACACGGAGUUUGACGGCUCGACCUCGUGGUCCGCGACCUGCAACGGCCGCCACUACUGGACCAUGCUGCUCAUCGGGUCCAACGACCUCAUCACCCUCAAGGGCAACUACAUCCACCACACUUCCGGCCGCAGCCCGAAAGUCGGUGGUAACACACUACUACACGCUGUGAACAACUACUUUUACAGCAACACGGGCCACGCCUUUGACAACGAAAAGGGCGGUAAGAUUGUUGCGGAGGGCAACGUGUUCCAGAAUGUUGCGACUCCCCUGCUGGCGAACACGGGCCAGUUCUUUGCGUCGCCGUCGACGAGCGCGAAUGCGGCUUGCAGUCAGUACCUGGGCCAUGCGUGCCAGCUUAACUCUUUUGGAAGCAGUGGCUCGCUGAGUGGAAGUGACACAUCGUUCUUCUCCAACUUUGGAGGUAAGAAUGUUGCGGGUGCUUCGGCGGCGAGUGCGAAUGUGGCGAACACGGCUGGUGUUGGUAAGAUCUAG
Bipolaris zeicola 26-R-13 is the source of this 1158-nucleotide messenger RNA. RefSeq names its product polysaccharide lyase family 1 protein. Lineage: Eukaryota; Fungi; Ascomycota; Dothideomycetes; Pleosporales; Pleosporaceae. The transcript has 2 exons. Bases 1 to 1158 code for a protein of 385 amino acids. Gene Ontology annotation, molecular function: pectate lyase activity. The record is from RefSeq and is a predicted model, not a curated record.